Gadus chalcogrammus (walleye pollock) is the source of this 767-nucleotide messenger RNA. Its product is annotated as phospholipase A and acyltransferase 1-like. The record is from RefSeq and is a predicted model, not a curated record. Bases 237 to 620 code for a protein of 127 amino acids. Gene Ontology annotation, biological process: N-acylphosphatidylethanolamine metabolic process. Lineage: Eukaryota; Metazoa; Chordata; Actinopteri; Gadiformes; Gadidae. The transcript has 4 exons. Gene Ontology annotation, molecular function: A2-type glycerophospholipase activity; glycerophospholipid phospholipase A1 activity. Gene Ontology annotation, cellular component: cytoplasm.
GGGGUGGAGUCCUCUGUAACUUAAGGUGAGAGGCAGGAUAGGAGAAAGAGCAGACUGAGCAGGAUGGGAGGAGAGGAGACGAACCGCAUCAGACUACAUCCAUCGAUCAGAAUGUGUCUGCAGCCCAGGUGGGGGACCUGAUUGAGUUUGUGUACCCAGGAACAGGGCUCUCACUCUGGGCCAUCUAUGACGGGGAUGGCCAUGCGGUUCAUUUUGGUGUUGGAGACGAGAACGCCAUGCAGGCGCUCUGUCGCAGCUUCCUCCACCAAAUGGCCCCUCGCACGGCCGGGGGCCCCCUCAGAAGGACCAGCAUCCGCAGGCAGCUCAUUACCCAGAUUAAAGUCCCCCCAGGAACCCGGAUCAGGGUGAACAACAACAAGCACCAGCUCUGGCCCAGCCCCCCCGAGCUGCUCCAGCACCGCUGCCAGGCCCUGCUGCACCACCAGCUCAGCUACGACCUGCUCCACCUCAACAGCGAGCACUUUGUCACCUUCGUCCGCUACGGACGCGCCGUCUGCACCCAGACUCUGUACAAGACCAAGGACACAGAGGAUGAGGUGGCGACCCAAACGUUUCAAAGGAUGAUCCCUGAGAUGAUCCCCACAGAAUCUGAGCUGUAAAGAUCUGUAAAGAUCUGUAGACCAAAUGAGUCCAACCAGUGUCUUGCUUAUACAAUCUUGAUUACUGUGAUUUAAUUUCGGAAAUAAACAAUCUGUAGAACAACAUUGCCCGACAAACAAAAUAUUUCUUUCAAUAAAAACAUAGCU